Molecule: messenger RNA, 1343 nt
Organism: Salvia miltiorrhiza (redroot sage)
Lineage: Eukaryota; Viridiplantae; Streptophyta; Magnoliopsida; Lamiales; Lamiaceae
Exons: 10
Coding region: 230-1144 (304 amino acids)
Source: RefSeq, a predicted model, not a curated record
GAUUAGGGAUUAAAGAGUCUUUUCACUUUGCCUCACAAAAGAAAAAAGGAGUCUUUUCACUACGGGGGGCAAGGAGUCCUCUUUGAGUUAGCAGACGAGGGAUUUGUGUUGCAAAAACGUAAUCAGCUGCGUGAAUUAGCGUUAAUCACAUCGGCUGGUGGUGUAAAGACACUCAACCUUCAAUCCCAGAUCUUGAAAUUCAAGAGUUGAUUUUGUACCACAUUUUCAAAUGGAAGCAGACAGGCUAAAUUCUCCGGACACAUCGGCAGUAACAUUCGAAGUUCUCGGCCAUCAGCUGCAUUUUGCGCAGGACCCAAAUUCUAAGCAUUUAGGGACUACUGUUUGGGAUGCAUCAAUGGUGUUUGCCAAAUUUCUGGAAAAGAAUUGUAGGAAGGGGAGAUUUUCACCAUCCAAACUGAAAGGGAAGCGCGUGAUUGAACUCGGAGCAGGAUGUGGCGUAGCCGGAUUUGGCAUGGCAUUGCUGGGAUGCGAUGUUGUUUCAACUGAUCAAACUGAGGUCUUGCCUUUGCUUAUGAGAAACGCUGAACGCAAUACCUCUAGAAUACUUCAGACGCUUCCCGAUCCUGAUUCUUUCGGAUCCAUUCAAGUUGCAGAACUCAACUGGGGCAAUGCAGAUCAUAUAAGGGCUGUUGAACCACCUUUCGACUACAUCAUUGGCACCGAUGUUGUUUAUGCAGAGCACCUUUUAGAGCCUCUGCUGCAGACAAUUCUUUCAUUAUCCGGUCCAAGAACUACCAUCUUGUUGGGAUACGAACUUCGCUCUACGAAUGUCCACGAUCAAAUGCUCGAGUUGUGGAAGAGCAAUUUCCAAGUUAAAAGUGUUCCUAAAUCAAAGAUGCACAGUUUGUACCAACACCCAAGCAUACAGCUUUUUAUGAUGAGCCCGAAACCUUCUGGCUGCAAGGUCGAUGAGACUGAUUGCAGCGGUGAAGAAAUCAAAUCCGAGGAAACAAAGCAAAUCUCAGACGACAAUGAAAAUGAAGAUGACAACGACAGCAACAAUCAUGUCACAAAGGGAGAUUUUGAAGGAAACACGCUGUUGAAUAAAAAUAUCAGCGACUGGGAAGCAAGAAGGUAUGGAGCAAUGGCUGCUAAGCUUCUUCGAGAUGUGAAGAUAACAUAGACAGCCGCGUUUCCUUCACGACAGGUAACACACUGUAUCUAGCUAUCCAAGAUAGACAAGAAAGUGCUUAGAGAAUCGAAAAUGUAGCAGAAUGAUUUGCGUGUUUUUUGUCAGACAAAGUUGUAUCAAAUAUUAUUUCUUGAAUGAGCUAAGUUGCAGUUCGGAAUGAAUGCGACGAAAAAAUGAGUUUCUUACUGCA